This is a messenger RNA of Cucurbita maxima (winter squash), 1725 nucleotides long. RefSeq names its product thioredoxin-like protein CXXS1. The transcript is spliced from 4 exons. Bases 1164 to 1526 code for a protein of 120 amino acids. Lineage: Eukaryota; Viridiplantae; Streptophyta; Magnoliopsida; Cucurbitales; Cucurbitaceae. The record is from RefSeq and is a predicted model, not a curated record.
AUGCGACAAUAAUUCGUCUCACCUCUCUGUCGAUUUUCCGCCACCCGCAACCCUCCAAGAAUGUUCGAUGUUUGAGCCUGAUCAUCAUUCCAGCUCUCUCUCGCUUGUCAUUUUUGUUUCUACUGAUGCGAUGGGGCGAUUGGAUCACAGGAAACGAACUACCAUUUGGAGCUUGCCAUGGUUGACAAAAUUUGCCAUUCGCCUAUAAGGUGUUUGAUGAAAUGACUCAAUGAAUUUUCACUCACCCUUUUGAGAUUCUGUCUCUUGGGCUUCACUUUGAUGCUUUUUGUUGAUUGUUUGCUCACAUUCGUUUGUGGGUUUUAAGUUUCAUGAAAAGAUGCCUUGCUCAACAUAUUGCUAGAACUAAAAAUGCACGAUGUUUUGUUGUGGGACUUGUUAAGAUUGAAGCCUACGUUAAGCUUGAAUGAUUUAUUAGUGAUUUUCAAAUAGAGUAUGAACAACAUUAGUUGCUGUGGUAAAACUUGGAUGACCGGUAUUGUUUAUAGCUUCAUUUGAGAAGUUAAAGAAAAACUGAGGUGCAUAGGGAUUAAGUUGACAAAGAUAAAUUAUUUGUUGAGACGGUCACAUUAUGACUGAUAAUUUUUUAUCAUUAGAUUUUACAAGAGAAGUAAAUUCAAUUGAUAUACAGUAGGUAUGCAAAAUCCUUAAUCCACGUUCAACAAUGAAUACAAGACAACCAUACUAUACUAUGACAACCUUGUUGAAUAGUUUAUUAUCGAUAAGACGUAAAGUGUACAUGAAAAAAACUCGUCUUAAUCAUCACAUUAGAUCCGUGUUUCUUUUUUGUUUUUCUUCGUUCUUUUUCCAUUUCAUACGCCUCUUUAGAACAACUUUUCCAGCUCUCAAUGUUCUAGAGAACCAAAAGAUGGAAGGAGUGUAAACGGAUAGAACUUUUCUCUAUGUAACUUUUCCAGCUCUCAAGGUCCAAAUCAUGAGAAGACAAAAACAAAAGUUAAUAUGAGAGAAGGUUAAUGAUUAUCAAGAUGACAAUGGAAGUGGAUAAUCAUGGUCCCUUCCCCUCUGUGGGUCCCUACCGUUACAGAAUACAUUCAACCUUCAUAUCCAGUCAAAUUAUGGUAACCCAAUAAUCAGAAAGCUACAAGCAGCUAAGAAGAAGAACAAGGAAGGGGGAAGAAGAAGACAUGGAAAGACAGAAGAAGAUUGUGAAGAAGACAAGGGUAAUCAAAGUAUGCUCAGAGGAAUCAUGGGAUUGUUAUGUUACAAAAGCUUUCAAACAAGGCUGCCCUGUUGUAGUGCAUUUUAGUGCUAGCUGGUGCACACCCUCAAGAGCCAUGAGCCCUUUCUUUGAAGAGCUGGCCUUGCAAUACAAAUAUGUUUUGUUUCUUUCCGUGGAUGUAGAUGAAGCUAAGGAGGUAGCAUCCAAGUUGGAGAUAAAGGCCAUGCCCACAUUUGUAUUGAUGAAGAAUGGAGCCCCAAACUAUAAGCUUGUUGGAGCCAACCCAGUUGAGCUGAGUAAAAGGAUCAAGGGCUUCACAUAUGGCUAAGUAUCAAAAGACACUAAGAAUCACAUUUGCCUUCAGCCUUAAAACCAUUCAACUUUUAAGUUCAUAUUUCUUCAAUUCUUGGUGGUAUUGUUAUUGCCUCUUAGUUUUUGGAGAAUGAAUUACUUCCCACAUAAUAUGAUCCCAAUAGGUUUGUAUUUGGGGCAUUUUCUUUUUAGUUCAACGUAAUGGUUCGAGACCA